AUGGCCGACAGGGAGGAGGAGAAGGCGGAGGCCGCCGUGCGGGAGGGGGAGGAGGAGCAGGGGCAGGAGCAGCAGGAGGAGGAGGAGUACGAGAGCGACCUGGACGACGCGCCCCUCCCGGCGGUGAGGCGCCGGGCCGCGGCGAGCGACGAGGAAGAGGAGGAUGAGGAGGGCGAGGGCUUGCCGUUGCCGCGGAGAGGGGCCGGAUCCGGCGCGGAGUCCGACGGGCAGGGCGCCGCCGAGGAGUACGGCGAGGAGUACGAGGAGGAGUAUGAGGAGGAGUACGAGGAGGUGUACGAGGAUUUCGAGCAGGGGCGUGGCGGGGCGGCCGCCCAGGCGGUUGCCGCGCCGAGAGAGGCGGCGGAGGGGGCCGAGGAGGGAGGGGAAGCCAAGGAGGCGGCGGCGGCGGGAGAGGAGGGGGAGGAGGGGAAGAAGGAGAGCGAGCCCUUUGCCGUGCCGACGGCGGGCGCCUUCUACAUGCACGACGACCGCUUCCAGGAGUCCCGCGGCGGCCGCGGCCGCGGAAGGAGAACACUGAGUAAUAGGAACUUGUGGAAUCCUAAAGAGGAGGAAGCUUGGGUCCAUGACAGAUUUGAUGAGAUGCAUCCACGUGGUUAUCAUAAUGGCAAUAUGAGAAAUCCAAGGGGCCGCUCUGGAGGGCGUGUUGGUGGACCUGGCGGUAGGACUCGUGGUGUUGGCCGUGGUAAUUUCAGAGGCAACAGGUCUCGAGCGCAUAAUCAUGAUGGUAACCAGAACUACAGCUAUGUUCCAAAGGGAUCUCUAGUUUCCCUUGAUAAUACAAAAAAUGCUGGACCAGUCCUGCGUGAGCACAGGAAGAACAGAGCUCCUAAAUCGUCUCAUGCUCGCAAUGAUGAUGUUGAUAACUUUGAUGUGGUUCCAAAAGAAUCUCACACUUAUAAUGACGGUUCCAGAAGUCGUAAGGCCACACCAAGCGUAAUUCGUGGCAGAGGCUCUAGACGUUACCAACCACGUCGCAGUACUACUGAGAUAUCUUCAGAGCAAAAUGAUAAAUCACAGAAACCUGAAAAUGCUUUAUCAAAUGCAAAUUUGGGGAAACACCAACCUCAGAAUUCAAAUUCUCAGCCUGAGCAAGGUUUUCCUAAUAAGCAAUCCUUUGCAUCAAACUUGAAUUCAGCCUCGCCGCCAUUUUACCCUUCAAGGCCGUCCCACCAGGAACAACUGAUUGGUCAAAGGGGGAAUGCACAACCUAGUACCACUAGUAGACCCUUCUCACCCCCCAUUGGUAUGGAACAUGUUUCUCCAACCCCACAAAAUGCCCCCCUGUUGAGAGGGAAGGCUUUCGUACCGAAGGGCACAAAUAUACAGUCAUCUCCAUCAUCAUCAAAUACCCAAUCCACACUAAGGAUGCCAACCCAGAUGUUGGGUGCACAAUUUGGUAGUAGUGGUCGAAUGCCAUCUUUCACACAACCUACGCCUACAGAUUUGACUGAAGACACUGGUGUUUCUUCACCUAAUGGAUCAAAUGAAGCUGUUACUCGAUUGACGGUGAAUGGGCAACCUGGUGACCAGGGAGAAGAGCGUGCUUCUUUUCCCUAUGGUGGAGGUCAUGUUCUCGGAGCUACAGGAGGCCUUUCACUUGGUGACAAAGGUUUCCAUGGCACCCCCGCACUCUUUCCAGUUAUGCAGUUUGGAGGCCAGCAUCCAGGUGUGCCUGGUGUUCCUUCAAUCGGUAUGGCUUUACCAGGAUUUGUGUCUCAGCAACAACAUGGCGUCAGCAAUUCUGAGAUGGCUUGGUUGACUGUUGAAGCUGUCCGUAUCACUAUAAUCACUCGCAGUGAUUAUUCUGAUGGGUCGCUGCCAGCGGUUCUGUUGCUCUAUCACGCAUCGUCAAGCAAUUAUCGUCAACCUGCUCGUCCCACUCCGGGAGAAAUCCUAAGAUCAUCGGAUCGGACGAUGGCGGCGCUGCGGUGUCGUGUUCCCUAUUGGGGGCGUUGUUUGUGGAGCGGCGCCGGAUGGAAGAGGCAUGAGUGGUGUUGCGUGCCUUCUCUCGCGUCGACGGCGGCGGGUCUCGGCGGCAUGGAGCAGCGGGGUCUCGGCGCUGGACGUGGCGUGGUGGCCUCACGCAGGGCGGUGGCACUGUCUGGCGCCAUGGUGGCGUUGACAGCUGACCUGACAAGGUCUUUGCGUCAGUACCCGCUCUGA
Molecule: messenger RNA, 2184 nt
Organism: Triticum turgidum subsp. durum (durum wheat)
Lineage: Eukaryota; Viridiplantae; Streptophyta; Magnoliopsida; Poales; Poaceae
Source: the annotation of a GenBank genome assembly